Anguilla anguilla (European eel) is the source of this 1024-nucleotide messenger RNA. RefSeq names its product FCF1 rRNA-processing protein (gene fcf1). The record is from RefSeq and is a predicted model, not a curated record. The transcript has 8 exons. Gene Ontology annotation, cellular component: nucleolus; small-subunit processome. NCBI's taxonomy places the organism in Eukaryota, Metazoa, Chordata, Actinopteri, Anguilliformes, Anguillidae. The coding region runs from base 136 to 732 and encodes 198 amino acids.
GACCGGAAGACACACGCUUACGUAAAACGGCCACGCCAACUGUGGCAGGGCUCGUAGUGUCGACCAUUGAUGACGUUUAGACAAUAAGUCAAGCGUCUAAACUCCGCACGAGGGUAGGACUGGCUCAACAACAAAAUGGGCAAGCCAAAGGCAAAAAAGAAGUAUGCUGCGAUGAAAAAGAUGAUUAGCUUGAAAGACCAGAGAAUAAAACAACAAGAUCGCGCCAAAGCAAAAGAGAGAAAAAAAAGAGACCCAUCAGCGAUAAAGGAAAAGGAAGUGACAAAGUACCCAUCAUGUCUCUUCUUCCAAUACAACACACAGCUGGGUCCCCCCUACCACAUCCUCGUCGACACAAAUUUCAUUAACUUCUCAAUCAAGGCCAAACUGGACAUAGUGCAGUCUAUGAUGGACUGUCUGUAUGCGAAAUGUAUCCCCUGUAUCACAGACUGUGUAAUGGCUGAGAUAGAAAAACUGGGGAUGAAAUUUCGAGUCGCUUUAAGGAUAGCCAAGGAUCCUCGAUUUGAGCGCCUGCCUUGCACACACAAGGGAACAUAUGCUGAUGACUGUUUAGUCCAAAGGGUCACACAGCACAAGUGCUACAUUGUGGCCACGGUGGACAGAGAUCUGAAGAGAAGGAUCCGGAAAAUUCCAGGGGUGCCAAUCAUGUACAUCUCCAACCACAGGUAUAAUAUUGAAAGAAUGCCAGAUGACUACGGUGCUCCAAGAUUCUAAAUGUAUUUGAAUGGAAUUAAUGGACGUGGAAUUAAUGGAAAGAUUGCCUUUUUGCUCAUUCCUGUGAAAGAACAGUGGAUAUUUAAAAUUCAGCUUCUAUCUUUUUGGACCACGGAAGGGGGGACAUUGUUUCAACCCUGUUAGCUUUUCAUGCUUUAAGCCUUAGUAGGUAAUCAAGAUGAGCCAGCAGUUUUUUGUUUUGGCUGUGUUUAGGGGGAAAAAAAUAAAAUUAAAAUCACUCUUUUUCCCUGAUAUUAAUGCAAUGCAAUAAAUUGUGAUUGAUUGAAUAAGA